GUGACGUAGGGCCCCAGCGCCGGGGCCAUGGCGGCAGCGGCGGCGGGAGCUGCUUCUGUCUAAGCCGCGGCGGCUGGCGGAGUGAGGUCGGCACGCCAGCCCGGGCCCGGGGAGAGGCGCGGACGCGGAGGGAGCGCGUACGGCCGGAGCCGGUCUCCCUCCGCUCCUCCUACGCCGCGGAGUCCUGCCGGGGGUCUGUGCCCGGUCACCAUGACGACGCCGGCGAAUGCCCAGAAUGCCAGCAAAACGUGGGAACUGAGUCUGUACGAGCUCCACCGGACCCCGCAGGAAGCCAUUAUGGAUGGCACAGAGAUUGCUGUUUCCCCUCGGUCGUUGCACUCAGAACUCAUGUGCCCCAUCUGCCUGGACAUGCUGAAGAAUACCAUGACCACCAAGGAGUGCCUCCACAGAUUUUGCUCUGACUGCAUUGUCACAGCUCUGAGGAGUGGGAACAAGGAGUGCCCAACCUGCCGCAAGAAGCUGGUAUCUAAGCGGUCUCUGAGGCCAGAUCCCAACUUUGAUGCCCUGAUCUCUAAGAUCUAUCCUAGCCGGGAAGAAUAUGAGGCCCACCAAGAUCGAGUGCUCAUCCGACUCAGCCGCCUGCACAACCAGCAGGCACUGAGCUCCAGCAUCGAGGAGGGACUGCGCAUGCAGGCCAUGCACAGGGCCCAGCGAGUGAGGCGGCCGAUGCCUGGUUCAGAUCAGACCAACACGAUGAGUGGGGGGGAAGGAGAGCCUGGGGAGGGAGAGGGGGAUGGAGAGGAUGUAAGCUCAGAUUCCGCCCCUGACUCUGCCCCAGGCCCUGCUCCCAAGCGACCCCGGCCAGGGGGUGCAGGGGGGAGCAGUGUAGGAACAGGAGUAGGUGGCACUGGUGGGGUGGGUGGGGGUGCUGGUUCUGAAGACUCUGGUGACCGGGGAGGCACCCUGGGAGGGGGAACCCUGGGCCCUCCAAGCCCUCCAGGGGUUCCCAGUCCCCCAGAGCCUGGAGGAGAAAUUGAGCUCGUGUUCCGGCCCCAUCCCCUGCUCGUGGAAAAGGGAGAAUACUGCCAGACUAGGUAUGUGAAGACAACUGGGAAUGCCACAGUGGACCAUCUCUCCAAGUACCUGGCCCUACGCAUUGCCCUUGAACGAAGGCAGCAGCAAGAGACAGGAGAGACCGGAGGGCCUGGAGGAGGCGCCUCUGAUGCUGGGGGACCUGAUGCGGGGGGUGGGGAGGGUGGAGGUGCUGGAGGAGGUGACAGUCCUGAGGAACCUGCCUUGCCCAGCCUGGAAGGUGUCAGUGAAAAGCAGUACACCAUCUACAUCGCUCCUGGGGGUGGAGCAUUCACGACACUGAAUGGCUCACUGACCCUGGAGCUGGUGAAUGAGAAGUUCUGGAAAGUGUCCCGGCCACUGGAACUCUGCUAUGCCCCCACCAAGGAUCCAAAGUGACCCCACAAGGGGGACAGCCAGAGGAUGGGAACCAUGGGUGUCCCUGUGUCCUGACCCACCACCCCAGCUUCUUUGUCCCCUAGCCAUUCCCACCACUACUACAGGCCAAGCAGCCAAGAAGAGGAUACAAAUAAGGACAAGUGGCUUUUAUACAAAGUAUCUAUAUCAGAUUCUUCUAUAUUGUACACAGUGGGGCAUGCGCCUCCACUUACUGCCUUUUCUAUUGCCCCCAGCCUCCAUCCAUACAAGACAUUGGGGAAGGGAGAACCUUCCCCUUUAUGCCCUCCUACCAACAAGAACAAAUUUGCUUUUUUUGUUCCUCUUUGAAA
Messenger RNA from Erinaceus europaeus (western European hedgehog), 1760 nucleotides. RefSeq names its product ring finger protein 1 (gene RING1). Gene Ontology annotation, molecular function: ubiquitin protein ligase activity; chromatin binding. The record is from RefSeq and is a predicted model, not a curated record. Gene Ontology annotation, biological process: negative regulation of DNA-templated transcription. Lineage: Eukaryota; Metazoa; Chordata; Mammalia; Eulipotyphla; Erinaceidae. Gene Ontology annotation, cellular component: PcG protein complex; ubiquitin ligase complex. The transcript is spliced from 7 exons. The coding region runs from base 211 to 1431 and encodes 406 amino acids.